AGGAAGUGGACUGUCAGUCUGCGCUGUGUCCUUGUUAGCAAACGAGCUAGUUAGCUGCCAUUACAGGCAAGCAAAUGUGUACCAUCUGGAAAUAUGAAUUAACCUCUGCUUAAAGAUUGAUUUUGAGAGAUUUGUGUGAACCCGCUGUUGAUAACAGCACCAUGUUGCGUGUCGGGAGUAAAUCUGCCUGCAUGGCCUGCAGGAAUCUGGUCUCCACCAACAUGGGUGUGAGAUUUCGGGUACCGCUGCAGAAGCUGCACCCUUUGUCACGAGCCAUCCACCACCGCUACUCUGGAAACGCCAACCCCCAGCGACCCCCUCACCGCACGGCAGCCCGCUACUUUACCUCCAUGUCUAGGUUGCCCAUGCGGCCUCCCAAGCCUCCCCCAGGGACAGGGGGCCGUGGCCACCAGCAGCAGCGCAAUUUUUGGGUGGCCCAACUCGCUGCCCGACUGCUAAAGCUUCGAUACAUUCUCCUGGGGUCGGCAGUGGGAGGAGGGUACACCGCUAAAAAGACCUAUGAUGAGUGGAAGGAAAUGCUGCCUGAUUUUAGUGAAUACAACUGGGUCAUACCAGAUUUUGUCUGGGAACUGAGUGAACAAAUUGAUCUUGAGAAACUGGCCAAAGCUCUACCAGAGAUUGAGGAAAUAGCCAAACUACUACCCGACUUCAACAAGAUAGGCGAGAACUUCACUUUCCUCAAAAGCCUCCUGUCCUCUGGUGUGAGUUUGGGUAGUGAAGUCAAAGGAGCUUCUGGUCUGCAUCUGUUGUUAGAAACAUCAGGCGAUCCUCCACUAAAAGCCACAGAUUCUUCGACUGCAGCGACACAAGAUGGCAACGACAAGCAAUACAAAAAGGGUCUGCUUGGCGAGCUCAUUCUUAUUCAGCAGCAGAUCCAGCAGCACGAGGAGGAGGUCCGGCGGGCCGCAGCGGCCAAUAGUGCGCGUCCCCCAGCGCGUCCCCCACCGCCAGAGCCUGCUCCCAGUCCGCCUCCGAACCCCAGUCCCCCUCAACAGAAACGCAAGUCAUCCGACAAAGAAAGAGUUGACCAGCUUCAAGAAGAACUGCUUCGUACACAGCUAAAAUAUCAGCGCAUGCUGGAAAGAGUGGAGAAGGAGAAUAAAGAGUUAAGGAAAGUGGUGCUUCAAAAAGAUGAUAAAGGGAUUCACCGAAGAAAAGUCAAGAAAUCCCUUAUUGACUUGUAUUCUGAAGUCCUGGACAUCUUGUCAGACUAUGAUGCCAACUACAACACCCAGGACCACCUACCCAGGGUGGUUGUGGUUGGUGAUCAGAGUGCUGGGAAGACUAGUGUGCUGGAGAUGAUAGCUCAGGCCAGGAUCUUCCCCAGGGGCUCAGGAGAGAUGAUGACCCGCUCUCCUGUCAAGGUAACACUAAGCGAAGGCCCCCACCAUGUGGCCAUGUUUAAGGACAGUGGCCGUGAGUUUGACCUUACCAAGGAGGAUGACCUCGCUGCUCUGAGGCAUGAGAUAGAGCUGAGGAUGAGGAAGAGUGUGAAGGAGGGACAGACCGUCAGCUGUGAGACAAUAUCCUUGAGUGUCAAAGGCCCCGGCAUCCAGAGGAUGGUGCUUGUUGAUUUACCAGGAGUCAUCAGUACUGUGACUGCAGGCAUGGCAUCAGAUACGAAGGAAACCAUCUUCAGCAUCAGCAGGGCUUACAUGCAGAACCCCAAUGCAAUCAUCCUCUGUAUUCAGGAUGGCAGUGUGGAUGCAGAGAGGAGCAUUGUAACAGACUUGGUUAGUCAGAUGGACCCCCAGGGGAAGAGGACCAUCUUUGUCCUGACCAAGGUGGACUUGGCUGAGAAAAACCUGGCCAGCCCAAACAGAAUCCAGCAAAUAGUGGAAGGAAAGCUGUUUCCCAUGAAGGCCCUGGGCUACUUUGCAGUGGUGACAGGAAAAGGGAGCAGUGGUGAAAGCAUAGACUCCAUAAAAGACUAUGAGGAAGACUUUUUCCAGAACUCUAGAUUACUAAGGGACGGCAUGCUGAAGGCCCACCAAGUGACAACAAAGAACUUGAGUCUGGCUGUCUCCGACUGCUUCUGGAAGAUGGUUAGGGAGUCUGUUGAGCAGCAAGCGGAUGUCUUCAAAGCAUCUCGCUUCAACCUGGAGACGGAGUGGAAGAACAACUACCCUCGCCUGAGAGAGCUGGACAGGAAUGAACUCUUCGAAAAGGCCAAAAAUGAAAUCUUGGAUGAAGUCAUUAGUUUGAGUCAAGUGACCCCACAACACUGGGAGGCCAUCUUGCAGAAAAAGCUGUGGGAACGCGUUUCCACCCAUGUGAUUGAAAACAUCUACCUGCCUGCUGCCCAAACAACGGACUCUGGUACCUUUAACACCACCGUCGACAUCAAGCUCAAGCAGUGGACCGACAAGCAGCUUCCACACAAAGCACUGGAGGUUGCCUGGGAGACACUGCAGGAAGAGUUUGCCCGCUUCAUGGCUGAAUACAAAGGCAAAGACCAGGAUGACAUUUUUGACAAGUUGAAGGAGGCUGUGAAGGAUGAAAGCAUCAAGAGGCACAAGUGGAAUGAGAGGGCCAAGGACAGCCUGAGGGUGAUCCAGCACAAUGCCCUAGAAGACCGCUCCAUCACAGACAAGCCCCAGUGGGAUGCAGCCAUCCAGUUCAUGGAGGAAACCCUGCAGUCACGCCUCAAAGACACUGAGUCAGUCAUCAGAGAUAUGGUGGGUCCAGGCUGGAGGCAGAGGUGGCUGAGCUGGAUGAAUCGCACACCAGAUCAGCACAUUCGUAAUGAAACAAAAAAUGAGCUGGAGCGCUUGCUGAAGCUACACGAUGAGCACACAGCCUACUUGGCGAAUGAUGAGGUCACCACAGUCAGGAAGAAUCUGGAGGGACGAGGGGUUGAAGUUGACCCUGUGCUGAUCAAGGACACGUGGCAUCAGCUGUAUCGCCGACACUUCUUGCAGAAGGCGCUGUCUCACUGUAACCUCUGCAAGAGAGGCUUCUACUACUACCAGAGGCACUUUGUUGACUCUGAGUUGGAGUGCAAUGAUGUGGUACUGUUCUGGAGGAUCCAGAGGAUGCUGGUCAUCACAGCCAACACUCUCCGACAACAGCUCACCAACACUGAGGUGCGCCGACUGGAGAAAAAUGUAAAGGAGGUGCUGGAUGACUUUGGGGAAGACAUGGAGAAGAAGACCCACCUCAUCACUGGUCGCCGAGUUCAGCUGGCCGAGGAUCUCAAGAAAGUUCGUGAGAUUCAGGAGAAACUUGAAGCCUUCAUAGAAGCUCUUCACAAGGAAAAAUAAGACAACCAGAACUAUUGAAAGUAUAUUAAUGGAUCUCAACGGGGGAAAUGCACUGAAAAAAGACAAAUCUUUAAAUGACCGCCAUCACAUCCUGACCUUGGCCUCACCACUCACUCACUCAUCUGAUUUUAAUAUCUGCGGCUUGGCUACCUGUCCCCCUUUUGAAGCUGAUGAAAAGAUGGACCUGAACUGAAGGACCCAGUUUUCAAGCUUUAUCUUUGUUUUUCCUUUUUUGCAAACUGUCCUGGCUAAAGAGGGGGGGGCUUCUGCACAGGAGCCCAAACACAGAGAGAUCACAAGGAAAAUGAGAAGCAUGCACAGUGUUGUCGGACAUCUAACUUCUCAUUUUCAAUAAAUGAGGAUUGUGUACAUGUUAAUCUCCCCAGCUGAUGGUGUUUGUGUACAUGUGAUUAGAAGAGUGUGUCUUGCUUUUGCGCUGUUCCUGAUGGGUGAAACGGCUUUGAAUUUCAUACCUUUAUCUCGCAUGGUGUUUCUAAAAUAUGCCAUGACACACAAGAAUUUGCCUAAAUUUAACAUUUACCAGUUCCUUUUAGUUGCACUUAGGAUCCAACGCACUUAAGUUAUCCCUCCAAGCAGCAGCUAAACUCUACUUAUAUGCUCCAUGUACCCCUAAAUAGGAGCAGCAGACUUCAAUAUUCAUAUUCUUCUCAUCAACGCUCCCCAUUGUAACUCCACAACAACUCAGUCAUUGACAGGAUAAGACCAGCUCUGAAGGUGUCGGAAAAGAUAGCAUGUAUAGCUUGAUUUCUUUUCUUUUUUGAUCUAAUGGGGUUUUAGUUGACUGCUUUGUUAAUAGUUCUGCCAAAUGCACACGCUGUCCUGGUCAUGCCACCUUUUUGUUUCUGUAUCUGUGUAGUGUUUGUGAUGUUUGCACUUCCAUCAUUGUACUAUAACAUUUCAUCUCUCCCCAUGUUGUAAUAAUAAGAGAUAAUAUUACUGCUUCCAAACAAAAGAAAAAUCGGACACCCUCUUGAUAAAUUAAUAAAUGUAAUUAAACAGAAAUUCAGGAUUCUUCUAGAUUGUUUAGACACUUUAUUAAACUAAGAACUGCAGUUUUUGAACUGAUUAUGUAAUAUAUAUUUUAACAUGUAAUAUUGUUAUAUAUUUUCUAAGGUUAAAGACUUUAUUUCUCAAAAGCCACCUUGCAUUAAAAGUUAAAGAUGUCAUAAUUAUUUAUUAAGUCAAUUAUCAACCAGUUUGCAUGUACAUUUAAUUUGAUUUUCAAAAGCUAUGACGCUGUGAGUUGUUCUACUUAAUGUCACCACUUUGGACCUGGGUUUUAGUCUUUGGCGCACUAAUAUCAGUCCAUCUUGAUCAGCUGGUCUAGUCACACAGGGGAAGGUGGGUUAUCCCGAUGUUUCCAAUAUGUACCCGAUGUGAUGCUUUGGCAGAACCGUUAUGUCUAUGCACAUGUACACAGUGCAUGUGCACUUUUCCGCGAUGAUAGUCAUUAAGAUCGUCGGCCUUCUUGCUGCUUGGCUGGAGGGAUGAGAUCAAACACCUGAAAACCGAGGGAAUGGAAAUCUCCCUGUAAAUGAACAGAAGUUAUCCUCAAAGUUAAGAAAAAAAGAAAAUAUCUAACGUGCUGGUGGGUAAUUUUUAACCUGAAAGCGUCUGCUUUUGUCAGCUCACUUAUUCUUCACACUGUCCAGGGCUGCAUGUUUCCGCACUGCUCCCAAUAUUGUGCUUUUUACUCAUUCUUAUCUUGAACUCCUUAUUUCACAUCCACCUCCAUCGUUUGGACUAUUCUGACUCUUUCAAUCUCCCACGAGAAAUCUGUUGACCGAAAGUGGGGUUAUAGACUGCGUAAAACCUAUCCACUCAUUUAUGUGUAUAUGGGUGUGUGUAUACAUGCAUACUGUACAUACAUACAAGCAAUUCUGUACAGCUUAAAUUAACGCAAAGUCAUGGAGCUACUAUAAUGUACAGCACAUGUAUGCAGAGUGAACAACUUGUGUAACAAUAUGUGAGUUUGUUCAAAAAAAUGUUUAAUGUUGUAGAAAGUAAUGUUUGCAUGGUGUACCCCAUCAGAUGUGCUUUAUUUAUUAAAUUUGUGUUUAAAAGAGAAAAAUAAAAAAAUUAAAUUGACAAAUAAAGAUGAACUUUUUCA
Messenger RNA from Cyclopterus lumpus (lumpfish), 5415 nucleotides. It is a transcript of the gene opa1, whose product is annotated as OPA1 mitochondrial dynamin like GTPase. Gene Ontology annotation, molecular function: GTPase activity; GTP binding; microtubule binding. The coding region runs from base 162 to 3284 and encodes 1040 amino acids. Gene Ontology annotation, biological process: mitochondrial fusion. The transcript is spliced from 31 exons. Gene Ontology annotation, cellular component: microtubule; cytoplasm; mitochondrial membrane. The record is from RefSeq and is a predicted model, not a curated record. Lineage: Eukaryota; Metazoa; Chordata; Actinopteri; Perciformes; Cyclopteridae.